AUGGCGCAGCAUCAAGACCGUAAAAGAAAAGGAGGUUCUGAUCCUCAUCAUCAGAUGUCAAGAAAUCAUGCCCCUCCUCCGCCUCUAAGUAUUGAAGUGCCUGAAAUGAGAGAUCUUCCAGACAAGUUAAACCCUUGGAGUGAUGACCAACUUCCUGUUGACAUUCUUUUGUUGACAGUAGAAGACUGCGAGUUUUUAGCCUGUUAUGCUUUCUUGAAAAAUUCUUUUAAAAGUUAUGACCAGAAUCUGGGAUUCGUGUACUUUGGGACCAUGGGUGAAACUGGAGAAGAGGCACUGAAAGUUGCUUUAAUGAAAUGUUAUAAAGGUUCUUCUGGUCCAGGUGGCUCUCAAAAUGUUAUUAAAAAUGCCGUGAUGCAACUGAGACCCAAGGCUGCUUUUUUGGUUGGCAGCUGCCAGGGUAUAAACCCAGAACACACCAAACGAGGAGAUGUAGUGGUAUCCUCUAAACUUUCAACUGAACAAUUCACAACUCCAGUAAGAAGAAAUAUUGGCAACCUUAUCUUGUUUUCAGCUGGAGGCUGGAAUCCACCAUUAAAAGAUCCAGUGGGUGAAAAAACAGUACAGGUACACCGUGACAGUGACAUAUUCAGUGGUAGUCAAUUUAUGACCAAACAACGCCGUAUGUCUCAAUCUCGCGUGAUUGCAGUUGAAACAGAAGGGGAAGGUAAGAUUAUAUACAUAUUUAACUAUUACAACAAUUUGAUGUAGCAUUUAAUUUGAGGUCUAGAGCAGAACUCUAAAUAAAUUGUCCUUUUCGACAACUGAGCUUAUAUGACCAUGGAAAAUCACAGUACUUUAUUGGUUUGUUGACCACGGUUGGCAAUUUUGUCAGAUCAAUUAUAGGGUGCAAACAAGUCUCUUAUGGUAUUAAUAACGUCAACCAAUAUGUGUUUACAUUAAAAUAUUUUGGAGAAGUACUAGUUCACAAGUUAAAUAUUUUGCAAGGGAACAUAAAUUAAGCUUAUUAGAACACAAUAAAAUUUAGUCAUUACACUGUAGAGAAAAAUUUACAGUUUUGCUAGAUCCUUUCAUGUUGACAAAAAGGAUUGGACAAAGCUUUUAAUUAAGAGCCAAUUAGGCUGCAAAGAAUCAUCUUUUAUUGGUCUGUUUUUCUACUACUUACAGGACUGUUUGCUGCAGCUCAUGAUAUGAACAUUGAAUGGGUGAUUGUUAAAGGGAUAUCACAUUUUUCUGAUGAUAGCAACACUUCUGAUGACUCCUGGAAGUCAUUUGCUUCCAUCAUGGCAGCUUCUGUUGUGUCCAACAUGUUAAAUAAUCCAGUUGUUUUUAAAGAAUGGCCUCACUAUGAAGGUAAAUUGUGACAUCCCUGUUCUAAUUAGUGAUAAUGAAUAAAUUAUUAAUAGUGAUGAAUUUUCUGUUCAGAUAAUUAUUUUUAUGUCGGCUGGUUCAAUAUUAUCCUUGAAAACGCGAUUGUCAAACGACGGCCUGCAAAUAUCAGUAGAUGGAGUGUGUGACUUUCCACCAAAAGCAUACUGCAUAAGUUUUGUUGAGUUCAUUAAAUAACGAGAAUAAACACCUCCUAUCUAUUAAAUGCCCCUAAUGGUUCAAGUUUUUCUCUGUUUGAAACUCAAAUACAUACAUUAAUAUUAAAAUACCAAAUAACAAAGGCCAAAAGUAAAAUUUGUUUUGAGGUGUUUUCAAAUUUAUAACACUUUUUUUCUUCACAGACUUGACAGCAAAGAAUCAGCCAGGCAAACAGAUGCCAGGUACUAUUCCAUCAAUGUAAUAACACUAUAAAUCCAGGAGUUUUUCCAGAUUAAAUGAUUGGACACUGGUUUCACUAAUAUAAACAUUAAUAUCUUUUAAUGUUGUUUGUCACAUCUGAGCCCUCUUGCACUUUUUUUAUUUACAAAUAAUAUGGCAAUAAGACAGGUCUUUGCAAAGAGAGCAGUCUCUUUUUGUCUGAUAUUUAAUCCCUUCCCCCCAAAAAAAAAAAAUUUGCUGACAAAUGCCGUUUGAAAAAGGCCGCUUUAGGGUCAGUAUCUGGCCAAAAAGAACCAAAACUGCCCAAAAUACUGUAUUUCCUCGAAUAACAGCCGGGGCAAUUAUUUCUUUUUUUGCCUCAAAAGGGGGUAAUUAUUCGAGGGAGGCGAUUAUUUCAAAUAUUGCUCACUGGAAGUCGUAUCCUAAAUAUUUUGUUUUAUUAUCCCAUUAAAACAAAAAAUUAUCACAUCCGAAUAAACUGAAUAUGACUGGCUUUUUAAGUGUUCCAAAUUUGGUUCAUUGAUUGUAAUUUUCAGAGCUUGAAUCAUCACUGAUCAGUUUUGCUGGAUCACUGAUUCCACUUCAACUUGACAGGAAGGGAAUAAAAGAAAGUGAAGAUGGGAAGAGGGGUGGGGAGGGGGGUGAUUAUUCCAGGGAGGUGAUUAUUUUAAAUAUUUCCAUCAAAGGGGGGCGAUUAUUCGAGGGACAGCUAUUAUUCAAGGAUAUAUGGUACUUUAAAUUGAACACCAUGCUGCCUUUGGUUCCUUAUGCUAAUAAAUGUCAGUUUUGUUUUGAAAAGUGACACAAACCACUCAACUUUUCUUUUUUCGCUUCCUUGCCCCAUGUUUUCCCUUAAUGUUGGACAUAAACUAAGGCUUCAUUUUGGUGAGACAGACAUUGUUUUAAGUGAAACAAGAUUCCCUUAUCUUCUCGAAAACCUUCUCGACUUUGUUUCAGUUGUCUUUGAGUUAUGUGUAAAGGCCUCUAUUAAUUUAGGAAUUGCCCAGUUUAAUUGAAAGUGAUGUGAGGAAGGGGGUCCACUCCCAAACUUUCCGCUGGUAUAGUAUAUUCUAUUGUCAUCCACCAAAUCCCACUAAAAAGAUUAUAAAAGGAACGAUCACUAAGACUUGCUUGCUGAUUGAAAUCCACUGGACAAUAUCAAAUGAUCACUGGGUCAUUCCUGGUGCUGUUUCCUUUCAUUAAUUUGUAUUAUUUUAUUCAUGAUAUUUCUGCAAAUUGACUGUCGACCCCUCUUGUAAAAAAAUAUAUAGUUAUUAAAAAAUUCUUCUUGGAAAUGAUAAAAAAUUCUUGAUAAUAGAUUCUGUACUUCUUGAGGAGUGCCAGAAACAGCUGCGAUCACUUUAUGAAACCAGUAGUAAAGUCAGAAUCAUUCCAUGGGACCAGAACUCUGCUGUUCAUAUUGACAAGAUCUAUACAGACUUAUCUUGGAUCAUGGAUGACAGGACACCCAGGGGAGUGAUACAAGAAAACCUUGACCACUACACUGAGAUUUUUGCUCACAGAGAACCUCGUCGUGCACCCAAGCGAAUUUUGGUUUAUGGACAGCCAGGUGAGUGAGUGAAUUAAGUAAAGAAUUUAAUUGUCUUAAACAGGAGGAUAAGUACAUGCAAAUAUCAUAUACAAUAACAGUAAACACAGAAACCAUUGGUCUUUCGGCAUAAUUAAUGGACACAAGCUGUUAGCAAAUGCAUUGUAUCAGCUGGUGAUGUGCAGGUUUCUUGAGUGUUUUGCUGACGUAUUGUACAUUCCAAGUGGGGUAGAUUUUUUCAUGCUGUCUAGCUAAAUGGAAAGUUUGGUCUGUUGCUGGUUAUAAGUAAAUUAAAACUUAAAAAAGAAAGUUUUUCCGUUAAUCAGUUUGAUAAUAAACAAUAUAUAUCUAUUGGCUUUAGAGCAAUCAGAACAAUACACUGUAUAGGCUCCAAUUAGUGUGGUUUAUUAUGGUAAAAAUGUUUUAACUCAAUUUGGUCUGAAAUUCAAGUUUAUUUAAUGCCAAGUGCUAAAAGGAUAGAACUAAAAAGGAUAAAAUUCCACCACAACCUUCAUAAUAGACUAAUGACUGGAAGUUGGCCCAGUUGGUUGAAGUCUGUAUUACGCUAACCUGGGCCCAGUUGUUUGAAGGCCAAUUAGCGCUUAACCUGGGCUUCUUUUUCUUGUGUUCAAAAGUAUUUUCUUGGAUAAUUUUCUCUGUUAUUUUUAGAGCUUCCAAUCAUCAACUUGUAGACAAAAAAAAUUAAAACUGAAAUGCUUUUUAAGCUUUCAAAUCUGAAUUGAAAUCUCGCACUAACUGUGGGUUAUCUUAACCUAGCUUUGAACAAGUCGGCCCUGGGGAUAAAUUUUAACCCAGGUUUCCUUGGAUUUUUCUCUACUUGUUUUAGAUUAUCUAAUCAUCAAAUUUUAGACAAAAAGAAUUAAACUGAAUUUGCUUUUGAAGCUUUCAUAUCUGAACUCAAAUUUGGCACUAACCCCGGGUUAUCAUAUAACCCAGCUUUAAACAACGCCCUAAAUAGUCUGUGUUUUAUAAAGGAUUCAUUUCCAUUGUCUUUAUUAUGAAUAAUUUUGAUUAUUUAAAUGAGAUGCCAUUAUCGAUGAAUGUAACUUCAGUUUUUAAUCAAAGCUAAGAAUUCCAAAAUGCCCCCUUAGUGGCAGGGAAACUUCUUUUUGGCUUAACUUUAGGGGCAAAGGCCACCCAUAUGUUGUUCACUCUGCAUAUGGUAUAAAAAGUUUUAAACAUAAUUCCGUAAAAAAAAAAAUCUCUUUAAGUUUUAUGAAAGUUAAAAAUUCACAUUUCAAUAUUUUAGAUUCCACUUCACGUCACUUCACAUGAUAAAAAUAAACUGACAAAUCUGUUGAAGACGUAUUGACAGUUUGUUCAUAUUGUCACCUAGGUAUCGGCAAGACUGUUUUCACGAAGAAAGCAACUUUUGACUGGUCCCAGCAGAGAUAUUCUGAAACAUUAGGAGCAUUUGAUCUUGUCCUUCUUGUGAGAUUACGUGACGUUAGUGAUCUCCAAGAUGUUUCGUCCAUUCUGAGGGUUUCUGAAGUGCUGGAUAGUAAUGGUUCAAUUUCCGUAGACAACCUGUAUGAUUACGUUUGUCGCCAUCAAGAAAAAGUCUUGCUUAUCUUGGACGGCUACGAUGAGUAUGUUUACAAUUCAAAAAACGAGUCGCCUGUCUUCAAAAUCUGGAAAAAAAGCCAAUUAAGAGAUUGUUGCGUUGUAAUUACUUCAAGGGAAAUGAAAGCUGAGACGUUGAGAAAUGGUAGUGAUGCUCAAUUCAAAAUUGACGGCUUUAAUGAUGAGCGCCAAGUAGAGUUUGCUCGUAGAUUUUUGAAAGAUGAUGAAGAUGUUCGAGAGUUUUUUGAAUACUUAGAGGAUCACGACCUAAUCGACCUAGCACAAAUUCCCCUUCUUUUAUUAAUGUUAUGCUUGCUCUGGACGAAAACAGAACGGGAAGCACUACCAAAGGAACGCGCACACAUCUUCGCCCAAUUUGUCAAGACUUUGUUUGAUCAUUUGCGUGAAAAACAGUCUGCUGAAUCAGUGGUUGUUAAAGAUUACUCAGAUGAAUUAUACGCAUUAGGACGCUUGGCCUUUGAAGCCCUUUUGCAAGGCCAGCUUUAUUUCCCUGUUAGUCAGUUACCUGCUGGCUACAGUUUGAUCGAGAGGCUGAUUGAAGUCGGCCUUUUUCAGGUUUUAAAUAUGGCGAGUUUGAAUCCUGAAAAAGGCGUGUACUUUAUUCACAAAUCCGUCCAAGAAUACCUGGCUGGGAAUUUCCUGAAAGAAGAGCUGACAUCUAAAAAGGCUGAAGGCACCAAUUCCCUGUCAAAAGUGGACUCAGUUGAAAAGAUCUUUGAAAUAAAUGAAGCGCUCAAAUUUGCUGUUGAGUUGUCAGAAGAAGCCGCGCGCGACAUUCUGAUUCAACUUGGAAUGGCGGCGAAGAAAGAAGAACUGACAGAGUUUAAAUUCGACAACGAAACACCGUCAGAGAAUGAUUUGUCAGAAGAACAAACAGAUUUUAUUAAUCUUUGUAAUGAGUUAUUUUUCUACUGCUCAGCUGAGACAAGAAAAAACCUCUUUCCUACAUUUCUUUCCUCUUUAGGAGGAGUUCUUGUAAUUAAUGAAGAGCAGCUAAAUGUUAUCGUACAAGAAAAAUUAGUUCAAACUACCGAAAAAACACCCAACUACGUUUUUUUUACUGAAAACAGUGAGGAAGAUUAUACAGAGCAGGACUAUAGUAAUUUUAUAAUUUUAUUACACCAAUUAAACGCAGUUAUUGUUAGCUCUGUAGGAGAAAAGAAAGCAUCAGAAUUUUUAAGCAACUCAACAUGGCGUCACAUUAGUGAAUUUUUUUUAAAGAAAGAAGAAAACAACACUCACCUUUAUUUAGCUAAAAUUGUUAAAGAUAAAGUGUUCGACAUUCCUUUUCCUUGUGAUAUAAUCAAGGCGCUAAUAAGUAAACAAGAGACAACAAAGAAGACAAACAUGAAUGGUGAUGAGUCAAGUGAAGAGAGCAGCAGCAGCUGUUGUUCAAAGCGUCAUGGUCUCUCCAGGGUUCGGAGGAUUGUAGCUAAUGAUGUGAACAGGUCAGAAGUGGAACUGAUGAGUGAGAUGAGGCCGUUUAUCACCGCUCCACACGAGAUACAUGUUAUGGGUGAAGACGGUGAAGUGUACGAUGCUGAGGUAACAGAGUCUCUGCUGAGGAGCAUCCAAGUAACACACAAACUGAAGACAUUAACACUCCAUCGCAUCAAUGUAACAUCAUCACCUGCUGUGGAGUUUAUCAACAAUUUAUUUAAAAAAGCACCAAACUUGGAGUCGCUCGACAUGUCACACAAUCCUCUUCUGGGUGCAGGAGUAGACAGCUUGAUUAAACAUCUCAGCUGCGCUCCUCACCUGGAGGAACUGUACCUUACAGAUGUGAAGAUGACUCCACAGCAGGUGAUGGAUCUGUCAUCAGCCAUCAAGCAGCACGGCAACAACACUGAUCUGGAGUCAGAAUACCACGUAAGUUUUCUAAUUUUAUCGCAAUUUGUUUCUUUAUUCUUUGUUUACAGUUUAUUUCUACUCAGCUCUUGCCUUUCGCCAUUUUCCUUUCUUUGUCAUUUUUAUACUCGACAAAACACGAGAUUUACUUUUGAAAACAAAUCACAAACUUUAGCAGAUUCAAAGUAUCAUUUCAAAUUCAUUCCUUUCAAUUGAUUAAACUAAAUCCAAAAAAAUGUUUUAACCGAGAACAAGUAAAUCAAUCUGAAGGUGUUUUCACUGUGCGAAAUAAUGGAUCAGCGAGCAGAUAUGAAAUUCGAGUCUGGUUCAACUCGAUAUGAGCUCACUUAACAAACUUGUGAUUUAUGUAUUAACACAAAAAUUCCAUAGUAUUAAUUUCUCAAUCAAUUUUAAUUCAUUACUUUUCAUAAAAUGAUGAAUAACAAGCAUAAAAUCAAAAAAUGUUCUGUUCAUGUUCGACAAUUCAAACAAACAAAAUUUGCAAAAAUCAACAAAAAUCAAGAGAAAAAAAGUUAACCACUUACAGUUUCACUUUUAUCGCUAAGGUUUUCGUAAAAUCAGCAAAACUCAAGUAAAGUUUCUUUGAGAGUCCAGCAAACGAAGAAGUCUUUUUAGAGCUGUCCUUUUGUUUGAAUGUCCCUUGCGUUUCGGUAAAUGUUUGUCCUCCCGUAAAUAACCUCACUGUAGCGUAGGUUUUUGAGAUAGCGUUCCACAAAAAAUAUAAUUCCUCUGGACACUUUGGUGAAAUUUAACACCAUACAUUUAACCAUACAUAGGUAAAAGCACUCCUCUAUGGUACUAGCUGUCUAUUUUUGUCGGUUACUUGUUUUCCAGUUUUACGACGAACACAACAAAUCCUGCGUCACUUCGCGUCUUGUAUGAAUGAGUUGAAGUUCAUAAAUGUAGUUUCCUUUAGCUUGCACAAAUCCUUUGACAAAUUCUUGAGUACACAAGACGAAUUUUUCUCUUAACUGACAUUUUACGGUGUUUUCUCAUUCUUUUUGUGUCCAUCUUGAGUAUUUUUGCGUUGAAAGUUUUCUUUGAUGAGCAAACUCAAGUGAAGUAAACAACAAACUACAAAAUCAACAAACUGUCAUUCAAAGUGGCGUGAGAGAAGGCUUGUGACGUGGCGACAGCUGAUUGGUUAUAUAACUACCCGUGGUAGAAUUUUCCCGCCUUUCGUUUGGCAGCGCAGCAAGCGUUUCUUCAGACGAGACGCAGGUUUUUUUGCGCCUCCCCUCCCAACCCCCACUAAGGAAAAACUGAUCUGUGAGAAUUUUAUCAGACCAAGAGUUAAUAGAAGAAAGGGCUCCAAGGUUUCAAUAAUUUUCACAUUUUAAGAGUAUAUUAUUAGAUUUUGCUGUUUUGAAAGUCUUGCAUACUAAUUUUAGGGGUUGAAAAGUAGAAUGUGGUCUUUAAGCUACGAGCACCUUUAGAGGUGUGUCCAAGAAGUCAGAUGUAUUUUUUGUUGGUUUUGUCGUUUUUCCCUCUUUUUCGUAUUUUUAACUCCUUUUUUCAACAGAACUUUAGUUCGUGAGGCCCUUGCUUUUUCUGUAUGUAGGUAAUUCAGGGGCGGAUCCAGGAUUUUUUUUAGGAGGGGUGCACUCGUCUCUUGCUCUACUUCAACACCAAUAAACCACAUAGUUGUUCUUUUUUUUGCAGAAUACCAGUUGUAUUAGAAAACCGCAGGUCAUCUCAGGGGGUGGGGGGGGGGGUGCGCACCCCCUGCACCCUCCCCCUAGAUCCGCCCCUGUAAUUUCUAAUCACUAUUAAACGGCACAAAAAUUCGGAAAUUUGGGGUUGACAAGGAAAAAUCAGGAACUUCUCGCGCAGCAACCUAAAGGCUGGUUUACACAAGCGACGGGGUCGGAAUUGGAGUCGUAAGAUCGCUUAUGACCUAGUGAAAAUCAAAAAUCGGAGUCGUAAGCGGAGUCAUAAGCGCGCCGGAAGCGGAGUCAGAAAAAUUACUUCUAGAACGUUUCCAUUUCUUCCGAUUCCGCUUACAAUGAUCCAGUAAAGCAGAAGCAGAAGGAUAAACCAAUCCCGAUGCACGUUUGGUUCUUCCGCUUCUGCUUCCGACUCUGACAAUCUGGUUUUCACUAGAUCAUAAGCGGAACGUAAGCGGAAUCUGAACGCUGCUUUCACUGGAUCAUAAGCUCUACGCUUUUGAUUACGACUUCGACUCCGACUCUGUCGCUAGUGAAAAGCAGCCUUAAUUUUGAGACACUCACUAGAAAGUUUUUAACACACCAGUACUCGCAAGACCAUUUAGGACGAAAGUACUGUUUAGGACAUGCGGAUUUUACGACUUUGAACUAAAUAAGGCCUCGGAACGGAUUGCAAAAUGAGCAAAAUCUCUUGGUUAGUCCUAAAUAUAACUAAAUUAAAGGCGAAAAACGUCUUUGUCGCAAGCAGAAAUGUAUAUAGUACUACUAUGACUAUGUGUUGUAGAAAUGACCUCUUUUCGGGGUGGAAUCAGCUUGAGCUUUACUCAGAUCAGUUGCAGAUUGGUCUUUAAGUCCCAAGAGUGAUCAACAUGAAUUUUCUCUUAACAAUAUCAAAACAUUAUCAAAAGAAAAGGUUAAGAGAAGUAAUAAACUGAUGAACAAAGGAAAAGUACUUUGAUCUUUUUUCAGGUUCUCUCAACUAAUUCUAUAAGGCAAUGUAUGGACACUAGUGUGGAGAAUUUGUAUUUGGAUAUUGGGGCUUAAUGGUUUAAUGGUAAAAUUCUAGUUGUCAGAUGAGCAUUCGCGUCCCCCUCUCAUAGUAGUUAACCCCUGAUGUUAUUUUUACCCUUUAAUUGCUUAUCACUUAAAGAAAGCUUUUAGACUACAAUUUCGAUCUUUUAAACGUUGCUUUAAAAGUUGAAUUGUGUUUGUGUUAUUUUGUGAUUUGUUGUAGGUUUUUGAGGAAACCGGCAACCCUAAGCCUGAACAUGAAUGGCCAUCAGAAGAAGAUUGGAAAAGGCGGUACCCCAGUCUCUUUUCUCACUCAUCAAAUGAAUUACACCGGCAAAGGCAACAGGUUUGUCAUCAACUUUGGCAAAAGAAAAUCGAGUAUAAUAUUUCUUGAGUUCCGUUAUUUCUUGGAAAAAAAAACUGAAAAAAAACAUUCCGUUUAAAAAUGUAUGGUUUUUCUUCAGCUUUUUAGGAGUUCACUUAUAAACUGAAACUGACGGAACAGGAAAUGUGUUUUAUAUCAUAGUAGUUUCAGGCUGUUUUUUUUUUCUUUUUUCUAGUCGCGAUUUCAUAAAAACUGAGUCAAAUCAAAACGGUGCAGUUGAAUAUAAGUCUUACUAACAGUAACAAGUUAUUUCUGUGGUCUUGGGCUCUUAGCUCACUUCAUUUAAGAAGUGAGCUAAGUCAUACCGAAACCGACGGUUCUCUUACAACGAUGGCUUUUAGUUGUGGAAGUUACUGUCCGAACAAUAUUGUAACGGACUGAAAUCCGUUUCGGAAAUACCUCUGGUUUUGGAAGCGACCUGAAGUUUCCUUCAUACGUUUUGUUACCGUUCGGGAAGUCGAUUUAAUCGUGCACUUUGAAAAAAACUUGCUGAUUUUCGUACGUGAAGUUAAUACAAGCCGGGAGAAAAUGUGCAUCUUUGACAUGUUUAUUGACUUGCAAAUUUCACCCUUAUCGUAGGCUCGAUUUCCACCGUCUCCCGGGUUCGGUCUUUGAUCCUCCCCGAAGAGAGGGGGAUGAGUGUGGGCUCAUUUUCCCGAACAGCGGCUGGUAAUCGAGCCUACCCUUAUCGCUGUAGUAGAGCAGUUUUACGCAUUCUAAGAAAACAUGGAGCUCGAAGCUUGGAUCAAACCAGUCAACAGUAGACUGAGGUUCUGUGUUUGUAUAGUCUUGUUUUCAUUUCUAACAGAAGAGCUUCUUUUUGCUCAACCAUCUUAUUGGCUCAUCAACUCAUAGCCUGUUUGGGGCGUUCAGAUAGCUGAAAGUGCCACUCUCCACUAUCAGGCUCAUCAACUCUUGUUUUCUUUUUCAAUCAUCUUAUUGGCUCAUCAACUCUUAUCCUGUUUGAGGCGUUCAGAAAGUGGAAAGUGCCACUCUCCACUAUCUGAAAGCCUGGAACAGGCUCUGAUCAACUCUUGUUUUCUUUUACCACUCGCACAGAUUCCUGCAGAGACUCCCCUCAGUAUUCACGACUCACCAUUCCCCGCUGACGAUCAAGACACCGUGGGAAGAACAUUUUCAGCGUCUCCUGAUCCUACCGGUAAGGUUUCUUGUCUCCCAGCCCCCUUCCCCCCCCCCCCGCCCCCCCGUUACCUGCCUUCCCAAUCACAGAUGUAACAAAACUUAUCGGCGAUUAACGCCCUGAGCACUAAUAAGAAGUUGUACAUACGUUCGUUGCGCUCAAAAGUCAGUUUUGGUUUGUGAGAUUGCUUUCUUUUUAAUAACUGCUGUGUAGCCUUGCAACAAGUUGCUGUUUUCACAUCCCGGUGGUAAUUUAGGUGAAAGAAAUCGGACUUAUACGAUUAAGUUUAUUCAUUAGUCUGUUUAUAGACCAAAAAGGUAUUCUACGCAGUACUACCGGGCAUGAAUAUUUAACGGACCAGGCCUUGCUGCCACAUACAGAAACGAAAAGUGUGUUAAUAGUUAGAACAGUCACUGAGGAAGUUUAAAAGGAAAAGAUCCUCUUUCUCCUGUUUCGAUGUAGACAUUUUCCGGUGUUACCUAAAGUGAGCGUUGCUUUCACUAAUUAUUUAAACUUCGUAGGAAAACAAGGGGGCAUAACAUUAAGAAAGGAUGAAUGUUCUAGAAGUCCAUCAUUCUGAAAACGGUGGUUUCCUAUAUGACCAUCAUGUGACGUGGGAUCCUUAUUUCUUCCUUUAGCUGAUCCAAUGUUAGCAGGGCCGUCCAUUCCUACUCGUGGGAUGCUAAUUUCUACCUUCUUUUCCCUUAACAGUUGAACCGAUGUUAACAGAGGCAUCUAUUCCUACAGCGCAUGGAUCCAGCCACGGUCUGGUACCUCAAGUUCAGUAUUCAGAGCAUUUUUCCUCACCAGAUAUCCACACCCAUCAUCACAGUGCCCCAUCCACCAUCUUUACACCUGGAGGAUCCUUGUCUUCCGAUCCGCAUCUCAUCAGUGGUCCUGGCCCUUCUACAGUCACACAGGAAGAGCCCAUUGAUAAGGUAAUGAGGCCGGACAAAAGCGAUGGACCAAAUUCACAUUGCUGUUCUUGUUUAUUAGUUUGA
Molecule: messenger RNA, 11974 nt
Organism: Porites lobata
Lineage: Eukaryota; Metazoa; Cnidaria; Anthozoa; Scleractinia; Poritidae
Source: the annotation of a GenBank genome assembly